Molecule: messenger RNA, 860 nt
Organism: Liolophura sinensis
Lineage: Eukaryota; Metazoa; Mollusca; Polyplacophora; Chitonida; Chitonidae
Product: von Willebrand factor A domain-containing protein 1-like
Exons: 3
Coding region: 1-732 (243 amino acids)
Source: RefSeq, a predicted model, not a curated record
AUGGCAACUGUGGAAAUGGACAAAUAUCCAUGGAUCAAACAGACAACUACUGAAAAGGCCGCAACAAUAGAGACUAAUUUUUUGUUAGGAUCUGGGGGAUCGUCUUCCGGUCGCAAACGCCGAGACACGACAGUAAGAGAUCGUGACAUUCUCUUCAUCGUAGACAGCAGUGGAAGCAUUGAUAGCCACGAAUACAACAUUGCCAAAACCAGCUUGGCAAACCUAAUCGGCAAAAUCUGCGGCAAAAUUGGUUUGGGACCGCAGAGUAAUAGGGCAGCUCUGAUUAUCUUCUCAAAUAAACCUCAGGAGAUUUUUGACUUUGAUGAUCACGACAAUUUGGCUGAUGUGCAGGCUGCCAUUCGCAACAUACCACAUAUUUCGAGUAACACCUGUACGGGAGACGCUCUGGAGUACGCAAAGACAAUGUUUACCUCGAGUAAAGGAGUUCGACCAGACCGGGAUUCUGUCAAAGAAGUGGUACUCCUCACAGAUGGCGGCUCCAACUGUGGACCUGACGCUGUGACGAAGGCGGCGGAGCUUCAGGAGAGUAAACGUGUGUUCGUCUUCGCUAUCAGUGAUUUCAGACCUGCAGGCAAGAAAGAAAUGGAAACGAUGGCCAGUCACCCGCCUUCAAAACAUCUGUUUCACGUGGGAUCGUUCUUACAAUUUGAAGACAUCGUUGUGACAGUCUUAGCCUAUCCAAAGAACUGUGCCCCUAUAGUGAUCAAUUAAAGCCCCUGUGAACUCAAAUCCUCAUUUCGAAAAACUCCAUCUGAACAAGCUAUUCCCCUUCCUGACAUAAGCUGGCUUCACACCACACAUAAUGCGUAUUCCUCGCACGUUGUCUUUUAAAUAUGCAC